AUGGGUUCUAAAGGUUUAUCUGGGUUUGCAUAAGGUCUUUCUAAGUCUAAGAGUCUUUAAAAUUUAACUCUUAUUUUGAGAAAUAACUAAAUAGAAGAUGAAGGAAUACUUGCUUUAGGUCAAUCCUUUGCAGACAAUUUAACUUUAAAAUCUUUUAAAAUUGCUUUAGGAAGCAAUAAAAUUGGCAUUUAUGAUGAUACUUGCCUUGCAGCUUUAGUAAUUAGUAAAAAUCUGAUUAAUUUAAGCAUAGAUUUUGGCAUAAAUCUGAUUGAUAAUAGGUAUUUACAAUAAUUUUCAUCUAAGCUAAAAAAUUGUUUGAAUCUAAUAAGUUUGGAAUUGCUUUUUUCUAGUAAAUUUUAUUGUUUUGGAGUAAAAGAAGCUUAAAAUUUAUGCUAUUCAAUAAUUUAAAUGAAAAAAUUAUAAAGAUUAACUAUUAAUUUAAGUGUACUCCAUAUUGAAAAUAAAGAUUUGAUGAGUUUAUUGCCUAUUUUAGCAAACUGCAGUAACCUUGUAUUAUUUAAUAUCUAAAUUUUGUAAUUAAAUUUUUCAAAUUCUAAAUAAAUAUGUAUUAAAUUUAAUAAUAAAAAGUAAUUAGAUAGUAUCAGAAAAAGAUAUUCUAUUUUUGGUGCUUUAGAUAAACUAAUUGAAAAAUCUAACAGUUUUUUAGCUAAAUAUAAGGAACUAAAACUAAUGACUCUAAGUAACUGUGAACCACCUCCUACAAUUAUAGAAUGA
Molecule: messenger RNA, 735 nt
Organism: Tetrahymena thermophila SB210
Lineage: Eukaryota; Ciliophora; Oligohymenophorea; Hymenostomatida; Tetrahymenidae
Exons: 7
Source: RefSeq, a predicted model, not a curated record